Molecule: messenger RNA, 2273 nt
Organism: Ichthyophthirius multifiliis
Lineage: Eukaryota; Ciliophora; Oligohymenophorea; Hymenostomatida
Product: ubiquitin, putative
Exons: 5
Biological process (GO): protein deubiquitination
Molecular function (GO): zinc ion binding; protein binding; cysteine-type deubiquitinase activity
Source: RefSeq, a predicted model, not a curated record
GAGAUUAAUCAAUCCAUGUAAAAUUCGUGCCCUCAUUUAAAAUAAGAAAACUAUACUCAGUCUCUAUAAAACAAAUAUAUAUAUAAAGACUAAUGCACAAAAUGCUUUCAUGAUCCUAGGCAUCCUUCCGGCCUUGAUUUAUGUUUAAAAUGUUUUAAUGGAUAAUGCAUCUAAAAGAAUCAUUCAGAAUUUCAUUUACAAAAAAUAACCAUCCAUUAGUAUUAAAUAUAAAAAUGGUAGAAAAACCUAAAUCUGAAUCUGAAAAAUAACCUGAAAUAACAAAAUUAGCGAUAGGAAAACCAGGAGGAGCUUAAUUAGAAGAAACUGAGUAUAACAUAUUUUAUUAACUAAAAUGCUUAAUAUGUAAGAAAGACUUAGAUAAUGAAUAACUUCAUGGUCUCAUUAAUAGUAUAAAAUAAGCUGAUUCAGCUUUUCGAAAAAACCAAAUAUGUGAAUGGGAAUUACAAAUAGAACCAUGUGAACAUACAUUAUCAUUGCAGUAAUAAAAGCCUCCUUAAAAUUAUUCACUUUCUUAUUGUUUUUCAUGCGAUCUAUCUGCAAAUCUAUGGCUUUGUUUAACUUGCGGACAUAUAGGCUGUGGAAGAAAAAAUUACGAUGGUUCUGGAGGAAACAAUCAUGCUAUUGAUCAUUUUUAAAAUACUAUUCAUCCUAUAGUUGUAAAAUUAGGAACAAUUACUCCUGAAGGAAAUGCUUCUAUAUAUUGUUAUGCAUGCAAUAAUGACGUUUCUGACCCUAAUUUAGUAAAUCGUUUACUUUUUUAUGGAAUAAAUGUAAAUGAUUAACAAAAAACAGAAAAAUCAGUAAUAGAAAUGAAUUUAGAUUUAAACAAAAAUUUAAUGCUUUCCAGCAUUAUUGAAGAAGGAAGAAAACUUUUACCUUUAAAAGGCCCUGGAUUUACUGGAAUGGUAAAUUUAGGUAACUCAUGUUAUAUAAAUUCUGUUUUUUAAGUUCUUUUUGCAUUCCAAGAAUUCUAAAAUAGCUUCAAUAUGAACUUAGAUCAUGUAAAUAAUUGCCAAAAACUCCCUGCUUAAUGCCUUGUUUGUCAAUUAGCAAAAUUAGGACAAGGUUUAGCAUCUGGCGAAUAUUUAGACGGUGUUAAAAUUAAUGAUUUGAGAUAUCUUAUAGGAAAAGAUCAUCCUGAAUUCAAAACUUAAUAAAUGUAAGAUGCAUUGGAAUAUUUAUAAUAUGUAUUUGAACUUAUAGGGAAAGAAAAUAAAGAAAUUUCUAAAAUUUUUGAGUUCAUUUAAGUAAAUAAACUUAAAUGUACAUCAUGUGGAGGUGUAAAAAUAGCAGAAUACAUCACUAAUGAAAUCAAAUUACCUGUUAUAAAGCCUAACAUUAAAGAUUUAUAAUAAAAUAAAUAAGAUUCUAAAUAAUUAGAAGAUCCAGAGUACGACGUAUAAUUCUCAGUUUGCUUUGAUUAAUUAGUUUAGGGUGAUUUUGUAGAUAGCCAUUGCUCUUUUUGUGGAAAAAUGUAAUAAUUUAAAUCCAACUUCUAUUUAAAAACUGUACCUAAAUACCUCAUUAUGCCCACUGAAAGACUCUACUUGGAAAACUGGGUCCCAAAAAAACUUAACGCGAAUAUAAAAAUGGAUAUAGAACUUAAUAUUGGUAGUAUUUGGAAACCUAAUAUAAUAGAAUAAGGGGAAAAAGUACUCGAUGAUUAAAAUAAAGACGAUGUAUAAGUUGAUAAUUAGGCUCUUUAAUAAUUAUUAGAAAUGGGAUUUGGGGAAAACAGAUGUAAAAGGGCACUUAUUAAACACAAAAACAAUGUUGAAAAUGCAAUGAAUUACCUAUUUGAAAAAAUAGAUGAUUCUUCAUUAGAUUUACCUAUUAUAAGUAAAAAAUAAAAUUAAUUAAUACCAAAUUAGGAAGGAGUAGAUUUACUUACUUCAAUGGGAUUUAAUUUCGAUUAAAUUGUUUUAGCUAUGAAAAAAUAUAAUAAUAAUGUUGAAUUAACACUAGAUGCUCUUUCUAACGGUGAAUAUUUUAUAGAAGAAGAACAAGAAUAAAAAUAAUAAAAUAAUAAUAGUAAACUAAAUGCUGGAAUAACUAUUAAUGAUAUAAAUUAAUGUUAAUAUAAGUUAAAAGCUGCUAUAAUUCAUCUUGGAAAAAGUGUACAUGCAGGACAUUAUAUUUGUUAUAUUAAAAAAGAUAAUUAAUGGGUUUAUUAUAAUGAUGAAAAGGUUGCUUAGGCUGUAGAACCAUUUUUAGGAAAAGGAUAUAUUUAUAUAUAUGAAAAAUAAAAUUGA